Molecule: messenger RNA, 1984 nt
Organism: Paramormyrops kingsleyae
Lineage: Eukaryota; Metazoa; Chordata; Actinopteri; Osteoglossiformes; Mormyridae
Source: RefSeq, a predicted model, not a curated record
AGAAAAGAGAAAUGGAGAAGGAACUGGACAAUAUUCAAAGGGAGAAAGAUGAAAUCAAUCAAAUGAAGCUCCAGCUACAGAAACAAAAAAUGGACAUAGACAACUGGAUACAAGGGAGGCAGCAAGAGAAAGACUUGAUCGAACAGAUGAAAACAGACCUUCAAAAAGAGAAAGAGGAGACUGUUCAGUUAAGAGAAGAGAUUAUAAGGGAGACAAAAACUGAAAUGGAUGCGGAACAGAAAAUUAUGGAAUCGCAAUGGGAACAGAUACAACAGGAAAGGGGUAAUAUCGAACAACUAAAGUCAGAGCUACGGAAACAGAGACUGGAAAUAGAGAAGUGGAUACAGGAGAAAAAGAAAGAGGUGAUCAGGAUUGAUCAAAUGAAAGAGGAUCUUCAAAAUGAGAAAGUGAAAAUUGAUCAAGCCAGAGGUGAUUUAAAGAGGGACAUUGGCAAAAUGGAAGCCAUUAAAGCUGAGAUGGCAGGACAAGAAGAGGGAAUGCAAAUGGAACUUGAGAAAAUAAAAAGGGCGAAAAAUGAUAUUGAACGAAUCAAGUUGGAGCUACAGAAACAAAAAAUGGACAUAGACAUCUGGAUACAAGAGAGACAGGAACAGAAAGGCUUGAUUGAACAAAUGAAAAAAGAAAUUCAAAAAGACAAAAUGAAAAUUGAUAAAAAACAGGAAGAAACUGUAAGAGACACAACUAUUUCACUAACGCAACCUGAAACUGACGAAGAAAAGAAAAUUAUGGAAUUCCAGGAACAGAAACAGCAGGAAAAGGACAAUGUUAAACAACUGAAGUCUGAGCUACAGAAACUGAAAGACGAAAUGGAAAACUGGAUACAGGAAAGACAGCAGGAGGUGGUCAGGAUUGAACGAAUGAAAACUGAUCUUAAAAAUGAGAAAAUGAAAAGUGAUCAAGCCAGAGAUGAUGCAAUGAGGGAGAUUAACAAAAUGGAAGCGAUGAAAGCUGAGAUUGAUGGACAGAAAAGAGAAAUGGACAAGGAACUGGAAGAGAUAAAAAUGAAGAAACAUGGCAUUGAACAGCUUAAGGUGGAAUUACAGAAACUGAAAGAGCAAAUGGACAACUGGAUGCAAAAGAUGCAACAGGAGAGGGAGUUGAUUGAACAAAUGAAAACAGACCUUCUAAAAGAGACAGAAAAAAUUGAUCGAUCAAGGGGAGUGAAAAUAAAGGAGACAGUUAUUUCAGUAACAAGUCCUGAAAUAAACAAAGAAAAUGAAGGAAUGGAAAUGCAAUGGAAGCAGAUUCAGUUGGAGAAGGAUGAUAUUGAACGACAGAUAGAGAGUGUGAAUAAGAAAGACAUCGAUAAGAUGUUUAGGGAUGACAUGUCCAAAGUGGUGGAAGGACUAGCGGAAGACAAAGACCCGAAGACUGAUACAAUAAAGGAGCAACUGAUGAAAACAACAGAGAAUCUUGACCAUGAAAAAGACACUGAGCCUGUAAGACUUUGGGAAAUGGUGGAUGCAGACAUACUAGAGGAUUAUGACACCGAAAAAACUGCUAGGCUGACAGAGGUGGAGGAUGCAGGAGGGAGACUAGUGGAAGAGACAGAUGGGGAGAUGCAAAGAUCCACAGAGCAUCUUGUGCAUACGGGCACCUCUUUGGAACAAGAGGAAAGGGUGCAAGGACAAAUUGUGAUAGAAAGAGAGUCACGUGCAGCUCCCCGGAGACUUGGAAGAGCGUGGCGCUGGUUCAGACGUCGCUGUUGGCGCUGCUGCUUAUGCUGUUGCCCUCGGGAUACAGAGGAAGAAAUCGACUUGACAGAAUCAUAGAUUGCCCAGUUGAUUUCCUGUCAUGCAACCAAUGGGCAGCUGAAUGUGUUAUUUGCAUGAAGAAGAACUCUUCCUUGGUCAAAAAACAUCGGGUUUCCCCAAACUGCUUUGUCAAUGUUGUAUAUUUACAUUCUUUUCUAUAUUUUUGAUUUGUUGCCUGUUUGACUGGUGUGGAACUUGAAACAUGACAU